UGAAGCCCUCCGCGUCGCCGCGCCCUUAGGCUGACACUCAGUUAAGCCUCACUUCCCGCUCAAUUCGGUUCCUUUUUGCUCGUAUUUGAUUUUGAAUAUCAAUUUUGGCGCGCGCCUUUGCCAGUCAACCCUUGCUCAGAAUUGGCUUAUUUUCUUGGUUUAAGACUUUCGCGUCACCUCCUGAUCACCUCCUGAUCACAUCCUGCUCGAGAGAGUCCAGCUAGACCACUAGCCCCAAUUCAGACCAUUCGACAUGGCAAUAGACUCAUCUUCUGACGCCGAGUCAGUUCUCUCGACCUCCCCUCUUCCCACAAGCGCGCCAUCCUCUCCUCCGCCGGCCCACGAGCCCUCUGAAGCCAAAAUGGAUUCGCCCGACCUCCAAGACCAGCAAUUACUUGCUGAGGAGGAAAAGGCACGCAUCGAGAACCAAAAAGCGGAGGAGAAACGGAAAGCAGCAUUGUUGAAGAAGAAGAGAAAGAAAACAGCCGAGACCAAAGCCGAGCGCGAGGCCAAGGCGCGAGAGUUGGACGAACUCCUGCUCCAGAGUGCCGCUUUCAGCGACAUUUUGACCAAGAAGACCGAAGUCCUGGGCCGCGUGGGCAGUGGGCUCGAUGGAAAGACCCUUGGCGAACAUGAUCUCAAGAUGGCCAAGCAGCCCAAGUGUCUGGUUGGCGGCACAAUGCGGGACUAUCAGCUUGAAGGUUUGACCUGGAUGUACGAGAUCUGUCUCCAGGGAAUGAGUGGCAUUCUUGCCGACGAGAUGGGCCUAGGCAAGACCAUCCAGACCAUCUCGUUGAUAGCUUUGCUGCGCGAGCAGGAGGGAUACCUUGGCCCGCAUCUCAUUGUCGCGCCGUUGAGCACUCUGUCCAACUGGAUGGACGAGUUCCACAAAUGGACACCCUCUAUCCCAGUUGUUAUGUACCACGGGACUCCUAACCAGCGUAGUGAGAUCCUGGAUACCAAGAUUAUGAGACACAUUCACAGCGGAAGGCCAACGGAUAAGUUCCCAGUCGUCUGUACAAGCUAUGAGAUGGUCUUGAAGGACCGCGCAGCCUUGUCCAAGAUCAAUUGGGAAUUCAUCAUAAUAGACGAAGGACACCGCAUGAAGAACUUUGACUCGAAGCUGUUCAGGGAGCUCAAAACAUUCAGAUCAGCUACCCGCCUGCUGAUUACCGGAACCCCUUUGCAGAACAAUUUGAAGGAGCUGUGGUCUCUGCUCAACUUCCUCUUGCCCAACGUCUUCACCAACUGGGAGGCUUUUGAGAGCUGGUUUGACUUCAGCGAUCUGCAGGAUGAAGAGGGCACCGAGGAGUUCAUCGCCAGCCAGAUGAAGCAGGAUCUGGUCAAGAAGAUCCACCUCGUCCUCCAACCCCUUCUCCUACGGAGAGUCAAGGCGGACGUGGCCAGUUACCUGCCCCAGAAGCGCGAAUAUGUUCUUUUCGCUCCAAUGACAAAGGAGCAGACGGAUCUGUACAAUGUGAUCAACGAUGAGAACAUCGAUACCCGGGCCUACCUGGAGGGCAAGGUUGUUGAACGUCUGACAGGUGCUACGAAUAGCCCGGCUAAUUCGGGCAAACCGAGUCCACUGACUUCGAGGACCAACAGCGCUAGUCCCGGAGCUCGAGAGGUCGAGACGAAUGGCAAGUCGCUGAAGUUGAGCCUGAGGGCCAGCCCUCGAUCUGCGAAGAAGGCCUCGGUCUCUCCUUCUGGGCCGAAGCCGAAGAACGCUUUCGCGAUGAUGAUGGGUAAGAAGAAGCGAGGUCCUGAGCCGACUUCGACUGUUACGCCGGAUGUGGUCGAGACGCCCACCAAACGGGGUGGUAAGAGGAAGGGCGCUCCAACCAAAGAAUCGUCAACACCCAAGAGCGCGAAAUCGAGCCGACAAUCAACGCCAGCAAGCGCGCGCGGCCGUGCCCGAAGAGCUAAAACCAAAUAUGAAGAUUCGAACCCGUCUGAUGACGACCUCCUCGACGAUGACGAGUUCGAGGCGAAGCUGGUGAAAGAGAUUGCCGAAGCGGACGUGCAGAAGACUGACGUGGACACCAUGAGUGCAGAGGACUUUGAGCGGGCGAUGACCCUUGAUCUAGCCAAGAAGGAGAUUGCCAACAAGAAGCUCGGAAACCCCCUCUUGCAGUUGCGCCUGGUCUGCAACAGCCCGCACAACUUCUACAACCCAUGGACUUCGGAGUCUGGGGUUCCGGUCGACGAAACCAUCGUCACGGCAUCGGGAAAGAUGCUCCUCCUGGACCGUCUCCUUCCGGCUCUAUUCGAAAGAGGCCACAAGGUGCUGAUAUUCUCGCAGUUCAAGACGCAGCUUGACAUCCUGGAGGACUACUGCCGGGAACUCCGAGACUGGAGCGUCUGCCGCAUCGACGGCGGAGUAGCCCAGGAAGCCCGCCGCGCACAGAUAGAAGAGUUCAACACGAACGACAAGGUGAAGAUCUUCCUGCUGUCGACGCGGGCCGGGGGCCAGGGCAUCAACCUCGCGAGCGCCGACACGGUCAUCCUGUUCGACAGCGACUGGAACCCGCAGCAGGACCUGCAGGCGCAGGACCGCGCCCACCGCAUCGGCCAGACGCGACCCGUCGUGGUGUACCGGCUGGCCACCAAGGGCACCGUGGAGGAGGAGCUGCUGAUGAGCGCCGACGCCAAGCGCCGGCUCGAGAAGCUCGUCAUCAAGAAGGGCGGCUUCCGCACCAUGGGCCAGAAGCUAGACGCGCGCGAGGACCUGGACAAGGACACGCUGCGCGCCCUCCUCCUCAAGGACGGGCAGGUGUACAAGUUCUCCGGGGACAAGGAGGUGUUGAGUGAUAGGGACUUGGCCGUCUUGUGUGACAGGAGCGACGAGGCUUACGAGCGCGCCGCCACCGGUGAAGGCAAUGCCGACGGUUAUAGAGUAAUUGAGACCGGUGCCAACGGCAUCACCGCGACGGCCAAUGCCCAAUCCGCUUGAUAUCGGCAGUUUUGCUCGCUUUGGAAGGCGAAAAGGGAGGGGGGUUUCUGACAGUCCUGCUUUGAAAACGGCCCAGCCAUUGGCGUUAUAAAGGUGUAAGGGGUCAAGGACUUUUUGUAAUGAUAUUGUCAUAGUGUCUUUGCCGAACUGCAUCUUGUGGCGGACGAGAGAGUUAAGAAGUAACAAAGAAUUGUAAACAUACAUUGUGCCACAAUUAUUACAGACCACGACGGAUCUAUUGGGUAUCGCCUCCAAGGUCCAGCUAAUGUCUGUCUAGUCCGCCAACAGAGCCAAUGAACCAAAUCCCAACUCCCAGACCAUCCGUGCAUCAUAGCUGCCAAACAACGCCAAGGGGAG
Molecule: messenger RNA, 3310 nt
Organism: Phialemonium atrogriseum
Lineage: Eukaryota; Fungi; Ascomycota; Sordariomycetes; Cephalothecales; Cephalothecaceae
Product: SNF2 family N-terminal domain-containing protein
Exons: 5
Coding region: 254-2953 (899 amino acids)
Cellular component (GO): nucleus
Molecular function (GO): DNA binding; ATP-dependent chromatin remodeler activity; ATP binding
Source: RefSeq, a predicted model, not a curated record